Molecule: messenger RNA, 587 nt
Organism: Phalaenopsis equestris
Lineage: Eukaryota; Viridiplantae; Streptophyta; Magnoliopsida; Asparagales; Orchidaceae
Product: ubiquitin-related modifier 1 homolog
Exons: 4
Coding region: 116-415 (99 amino acids)
Biological process (GO): tRNA thio-modification; protein urmylation
Cellular component (GO): cytoplasm; nucleus
Molecular function (GO): protein tag activity
Source: RefSeq, a predicted model, not a curated record
GUAGAGGGUAGUAGGGUUUGCGUUGGUCCACUCUCCCACCUUCAUAGUAGGGUUUGCGUUGGUCCACUCUCCCACCUUCAUUAUUCAUCUGAUCGUCUGUAUUGAUUGAGCAGAGAUGCGACUUACGCUUGAGUUUGGUGGCGGGCUCGAUCUUCUGUGCCAAUCCGUAAAAGUCCAUCAAGUUGAUGUUACUCCUAAAGUUGAAGACGGGAAGUUAACAUUGCGUGAUCUGUUGUCUUGGGUUCGGAUUAAUUUGAUCAAAGAAAGACCAGAAAUGUUCAUGAAAGGGGACUCCGUGAGGCCUGGUAUUCUGGUUCUCGUUAAUGAUUGCGAUUGGGAAUUAUGCGGUGGCCAUGAUACGGAGCUAGAAGAAAAAGAUGUGGUGGUUUUCAUUUCUACCUUACAUGGUGGGUAAUUUUUCAGAAGUGAGAAUUAGUGUAUGUUUGAAUGUUAACAGUUCCUGAUCAAAGCUUGAUUAAAGCUUAAACAUUUUAGUUCAGGAGAUUAACCAUAUAUGUAACUUGCCAUCAUCUGGUGUAAACUUGUUAAAAGAAAUUAGUAAGUUAAACGUGCCAAUUCAUCUGCUC